Trichogramma pretiosum is the source of this 4530-nucleotide messenger RNA. Its product is annotated as zinc finger protein with KRAB and SCAN domains 3-like. The coding region runs from base 835 to 2856 and encodes 673 amino acids. Gene Ontology annotation, molecular function: RNA polymerase II cis-regulatory region sequence-specific DNA binding; DNA-binding transcription factor activity, RNA polymerase II-specific. The record is from RefSeq and is a predicted model, not a curated record. The transcript has 6 exons. Lineage: Eukaryota; Metazoa; Arthropoda; Insecta; Hymenoptera; Trichogrammatidae. Gene Ontology annotation, biological process: regulation of DNA-templated transcription.
UACAACCCUGAUUUGGCCAAAGCAGUCGCGGGCCUGCAGCCACACCCGCGUCGUCAUGUAGCAGCUUUUGUGCUUUUUCGCUCUUGCGAUCUAUCUUUUCCUCUCACUGUCUGUCUAUCCAACCCUCUCUACAUUAUUCUUUGCUUGUCCGACUAUCUAUUUCUCUCUCUCUCUCUCUUUCUCUCUUACUCUCUCUCUCUCUCUCUCUCUCUCUCUCUUAUUCUUUCUCGCUCAGUCUCUCGUUAUCUACUUUUCUUUUCCACCAUUUACCCCAUCAACCAUUUUCGGUACUCGGGCAAAAGCUUUAUUUGUACGUCUCGUCGACUACCCAUCGAGCAAAUUCGGUCAAGUUUCUUAUGACUCGUGGCUAGGUGAGCCUGAACAAUUGUUGCUUUGAGCAGAUUUGUGCCCACAGGUGGUCUAGUGUGAUUCCCGCUGGAUCUAAGUGAAAGCCAAACUUGGCUGAUGUGUUUUACUGCUCAACUCGGUGCGUGACGCGCUGUGUGUGCGGUGCUUGCUUUUGACCUGUUGUGCCCAACUUGUUGCUCAAACUAGCUGAUAGUCUACGCUUCAUCAACUAGCACCUAUAACUACAUUUGGUUGGAUAUAUCUACAUGGUUGGAUCUAGCAAGCUGUACUCCUUGGCGCGGCUGUUAGUUGAUUAAAUCCAACAAUUAGAACGUUGUGUGAGCUGGCUUUAGUAAAGUUUACAUAAACACCACCUGGUGUCUUUUACAUAUUUCGUCGUCAUUUAUGCCCGAACGUUGCAGUUGCUCGUCACUCUUCAUUUGUUGAACUGGCACAAGUUAUAAAAUCAAGCUGCCAAGUUCCAAGAUGCCUCGGUGUUACAUGGUAAAGAAAGCUCUGUGCAGCAAGUAUAUCAACAGUAUGACGCGUACUUUUGAUGAUUGGAGUCCCUCGGCCACAUCGCAACCACCCGUGCACUCGGAGCCGCAGACGAAACUCCCGGCGCCUAAGCCUCGUUACGCUGCAUCUGCAACAGUUUCAGCUGCACACAAUUUCACGGGAAGUAAUUCAUCGUCCACAACAACGAAUGCUUGCAUAUGCAAUAUUAACAACUAUAACGACGCCAACAAUACCAAAGAACGAUUACCUGUUAUUGUGUCAACGACAUCGCAAACGCAAACUUCUGCAUCUUCCGAUUCAGCAGUAAAAAAUGUCGAGACAGUUAAAAUUACAACGUCAAGUAAGGAGGCAAGGAGUAAUCAAAUCCCAGCCGAACGACCACCUAGAGCGAUCGAGCAGCCUCUAGCCAAGUCAGCCUUCUCACGGCCCAAGCACAUAAAUAAGAUAACAAAUUAUGAUAGCCGCGCGGAAGACGCAGCCUCGGCGCGAUCCGCUUGUUUGACCGAUAUUCGUAAUACCAGUGAACAAUUACUUUUCAGAGACAGGUCUGCAGCCGAGACGGAAGCAGCACACGAUCUACUAGAAUUGUCACGCUCGCUUCCGCCUUUACCGCCGCCAAGCGUAGCUAUCGGUCCACACAAUGUCAUGGAACACUCGACUAAUGAUAUCCAAGAGAUUACUGGCUAUCAACUGUCAACUACAAUUGAACAGACUUCUUCGCAACCAGAAUCAGCAUUCCCGAUUUAUCAAGUUAGCUCGAUUGACCGAAACAGUGUUGUCGAUAUUUAUCAUCAUCCUUCGGAGCACCAUUAUCAACACCUGCACGCAAUGGCUGCACAUUGUUCACACUCGCCACCGCAGCCACCACCGCCAACGAGUAUCAUCUACGAGCCAGCGACGCUUUUGCAUACUAGCCACGGCGGGGUGUUCAUUCCCCUAUCUCCAGUGCAGGAAAUUCUAUUCUACAGUACGCCAACACUGCCAACGACGACCAUGAUAGCUGCUACGACGGUGCCAUCGCCUGUAAAACAACAAAUUUUGAUUCCAGCGUGCUCGAAAGCUUCGUCAAACGUAACACUGGUCUCAGAACGUCAUAGAACUCAGAGAUCCGAGGCGUUGGAACCGCUAACGCCGCCAACUUCUGAAUGCAGCAGUGACGUAGAAAACAGUAAUCCAAACGCUUUGCGGCAGCACGAGCUUGGCGUUGAACAGCGAACCACAGAGUCGCAGCUACCUGCAGACCAAAACAACAAAGAAAUACAGACUGCUGAUACAACUGAUACUAUGGAGUCGGCCACUUCUCCGAUUGCUACCGAGGGCCAAGCUACGGUGCUCAAGUCUGCAAGCUAUACUUACGAUACGCUUCUUGUUUCCGAUGGUCGUUCGAAAAGUCGAAAGCAGCAAUUGACGACUAGGUCACCAGAUAAUACAGACACCCAACACGUUGAUAAGCAAAACAAGUGUCAGACUGAACCGAAUGAUAUUGUUAAAGUGGAUGUCCCUGAAAUCUCAAGGCAUGGGAAAUACGUUUGUUCCGAGUGUGGGAAACAGUAUGCAACUUCGUCGAAUCUGUCUCGGCACAAACAGACUCACCGUAGCAUCGACUCGCAGUCGGCGAAAAAGUGCAUCCACUGCGGCAAGGCGUACGUGAGCAUGCCGGCACUGGCGAUGCACGUGCUGACCCAUAAAUUAUCUCACAGUUGUGGCAUCUGCGGCAAGAUGUUCUCGCGGCCGUGGCUGCUGCAGGGCCACUUGCGCUCUCACACCGGUGAAAAGCCUUACGGUUGUGCUCACUGCGGCAAGGCCUUCGCCGACCGGUCUAAUCUACGCGCUCACAUGCAGACCCACUCGGCCGAUAAAAAUUACGAGUGCGGACGCUGUCACAAAAGCUUCGCCCUCAAAUCCUAUCUCAACAAGCACCUCGAGUCGGCCUGUCUGCGUGAUCCCAACGACAAUGCCAAUAGUGACUGCGAUCCAUUACUCUUUUAAUCGACUUAAAUUUUUUGUAUUCAUGAUGAAAAACCUGAUGAAAUACUUACUAGUUAUUGGCAGUACUUUUUUGAAAAUCAUGGACACAUGCUUGAAUAGGUUGAAGAAAACUCCAAUGAAAAUUCAUCAACUUUUUUCCUCCAAAAAUUAACUUUUACUUAUUCAUUUGAAAUAAUAUAUAUAAUAUAAGCAAUAAUAAAAAUAAAUAUUCUACUUGUUAUAUAGAUACGUUACACUUUAACAAAAAUAGCAUUAAGAAUUAAAAUAUAUUCAGUAUUACUAGGAAAAGGUCACCUACGCGCGUAUGAACAAUUUCAAGUUCUUUUCAAAGCAUUGACCAGUUAUAUUAUACAGAUUAAGUUAUUCGAGAAAACGAACAUUUUUAAGCGGUUAAUGAAACCAAGUGAAAAUAAGUUUUAAAAUACUCUGAAAACAUCGAAUUCAAAAUAUUGAAAAUGAAAUUUUAAAUCAUUACUGAUACUGCAAAAACGCAGUAUCUCUCAAAGUUUUUAUAAAAAAGGGUUUUAAUAAAAAUUAACUUUACAUUUUUUCUCAAGAAGUGCUAUUAUAUAUAUAAAUAUAUAUGUACCCUGAGAAAUUAUGAACUUAACGUAAUGCAAUACUUUACGAUUUUUUGUACGAGACAGUUUGAUUUUGCUGUACCAUUUUUUGUACAAAAUAUACAAAAUAUUUGUGAAUGUGAAUGGAUAAAAAUGCUUUUGAUUCAAUAGCAUUGGAGAAGCCGGGAUUUACGAUAUUGUGCCAUAUAAUGCCACCCUCAAUUAUGAUAAAAAUAGCUCUAAAUGUAUGUAGUCAACAAUGGUUGCAAUGAUGAUAUUAGCUAAAGUUAGGUUUCUUAAAUUUUCGGAAGUAUUAAAAUGGAAGUAAAAAGAAAAAUAAAUAGGAAGCAAUUAUUUCUGAGGUAAGAUAUUUACUAAAAUAAGGUGGCAGGCAACAUAUCAUUUAUUGCUGUAAUAAGAGCGACGAAAAUACCAAUUCUGUGAUAAUUUAUCUUACUGCUUUGAUAUAUAUUUGCAUCAGAGAUCGUAUUAAUUCGAGUUUUUCCCAUCUUCUAAUAGUUUCUAAGCCUAGUGUGAAAAUUGCAUUAUAUUAAAAAUGCUUAUCAUCACUGCUGUAAAUAUGCCUGAAAGUCUAAAUCUCUUUUUUGUUCUUUUAUUAUUCAAAUUGUAAGAUGAUAUCACCAAGUAUUCACUCUUAUUCAAAAUAUACAAUGAAAAUUAUGCACAACUCGAUGUGUUUUCGUGAGAGAUUAUACUUUUUAUUUGUGUGACUUGAUAACAUUAGGAGAAAUAGCUUUGUCCAUGAAAAAAGUUCAUAAAAAAAUGAGCUAGAUGUUAUUAAUCUAGUAUAAGCACAAGUUUCUUUUACUUUUGUAUAAUCGGAAUAAUCAUAAGACGAUGAAAAACUACGGAGUCAUUGAUGUAGGUAAUCUAUAUUUUUAAAACAGAAAAAAAUAUGAAAAAUGUCGUUAUUCAGAACUUUUAAUGUACCUUAAGGAUUCAUUCUAUUCCCUCUCAAUAUAAGACUUCUACUUUUAAUCAAUAGAAAAAUAAUCUCUCGCUAGUUUUGUUCAAAGUACAAAACCUUUUUUUAAACUAAAAUUUUUUUUAACAAAAACUUUUUUUUAAGUAUUCUGAAAUAAAUUAUUAAAUA